ACACACACGCUCGCGAUCGCCGCCGCGCCGCACGCGCACAUAUUGCGACAGUAUCAGGUUAAAAAAUAUCAACAAUAUCAUAUUGAAUAUGGCAGCUGUGAAAAGAGCAAUUGUGUUUGGAACAGUAAUUCGCUAUACUGACCGUGAACUAGGUGUCUGAAGGACUUAAGAGGCCAAGUGUUUAAUCAUGGCAAAUGAAAAUGUAGUCAUCCCUGUUCUUGAUGAGGAUGGAGAUGAUACUGAUAUGGAAGAAAUGUUGGAGUUGCUGAACGACAGAGCUAACCCAGAGAAACCAACCUUAGAAGAACAGCUUGCCAACUUCAGACAAGAAUGGCAACUAGAGUUGGUGAAUGUACCCAAAGGUCAAGGUGAUAGCCGUGGUAGUCCUGUGUUACGCGGCAGUCCAGCCCCCGCUGGCAAUCCAGCCCUGCAGGGAAGUCCUUCCCCACAGCCAGGACAAAGGUCAUCAUCCCCUUCGAUGAGAGGAUCAGAGAAGAAGAAAAAUUCAGCUAGAUCCUCUCCCUCUGUGGUUGGGACAGAACAGCAGAGGAAUGAUGAAACAGGUCCUGGUUCCAUAAAGGGAAGAGAGGAGGCCUUGAGGAGUAGCAACAAGAGUUCAUUAAGAGAGCCUAAGGAUGAGAGUGAUGUAGAGGUUUCAUCUCUCUUGACUGAAUCGGUAGAAGAAAAGGCAAAGUAUUUGUUCAAGCAAGGUGUAAAACAUGAAAGAAUUGGCAGAAUGUAUGAAGCGGUCAUGUUUUACAAGCAAGCAAUGCAGCUUGUACCAGAUGUGGAAAGCCGUGUGCAAGAGAGCGAGGGAAACAGCAACAGUGGUAGCAACCAGGUCUCAGACGAUGAAGAUGAUGACCCUGAUGAAAUAGAGACUUUGUCAAUCCAGCUUCAACUGAUGACCACAAAUGAUCUUAGAUCUUCAUGCUAUAACAAGACACCUCAGACUGCAACCCACAUCUCUUCGCUGCCCAUUGAGGUUCUGCUCUACAUCUUCCGUUGGGUUGUGACCUCUCGCCUUGACCUGCGAUCUCUGGAGCAACUUUCCAAGGUGUGUCGAGGUUUCUAUGUAUGCUCUAGGGAUAGUGAGAUAUGGAGGAAGGCAUGUGUGAGAAUGUGGGGGAAGAAGUCGUAUCUGAUGAAGGAGUACGUCUCGUGGCGUGACAUGUUCAUCCAUCGUGCCCAUCCCCACUUCAAUGGUGUUUACAUCAGUCGAGUCACCUACAUCAGACAGGGGGAACCGAGCAUGGAUGUGUUCUAUAAACCAUGGCAUCUGGUGGAAUAUCAUCGAUUUCUCAGGGUCUUUCCCGAUGGUACCAUCAUGAUGGUAAGCUCAUCGGAAGAUCCUCAAAGUGUUGUGAGUAAGAUGCAUAAGAACUAUCCCAUGUCUGGUCGAAUGUUAGGACAGUACUUCAUUGAUGGAAACAUAUUGUCAGCUGUCCUUGACAAGGAGAAGGUCAAGGAGAUUGAUACGGGCCGGCGUUACAUGCGACAUCGCAAUGCACAGCAGAACCUACCGGAUUCAGAGCAGACUUUUGAGUUGGAGCUGAAUAUUACUAGCUAUGGUCGGAGACCAAACAUGAAGUUAGAAUGGAAGCGGUAUGCUUGUCGCACUCUAUACAGGUCAACUGGGAAUGAGAACAUCACAGAGUUUGAUAUGACUCACCAGUUCUAUCCGUUCUACUUCUCUCGUGUGAAGAGCUAUGCAACGACUGCUGAAACCCUCCUCUAGACUAGCUCCCCUUCGUGUAUCAGGUGACCACUGAGUCAGGUGAUCAGUCACAUGUUGCAGUCACAUCACAGUGUGGCUAUACAGAGCUCAUAUGUUCCUUUUACCUUGUCAAUGCUUUUUGUACUAGUGUUUUGUCAAAUUAUGUUUUGUACUGUUAAGUUAUUCAGGAAAUGGAAUCUGAAUAAUUCUCUUUACUAAGCAUAUGAAAAGAUUGGUCCUGCAGCAUUUUUUUCCAUAAGACAUUAACUCACAAAGGUAGCUUAACUUUAAACCAUGGGUUAAAUUGUAUCAUAUCAAAUAGUUUUAUUAUAACCCAUGGAAUAACUUUUACACCCCGACGUUAAUAUCAGUGAUUUUAAAAUGUUGGAGAAGUUGACUCAAGGGCUAAAAUAUGCCACAUGGAGUCAACCAGUGUGUUGCCUCGACCCACCUCUUAAGGCAAAUUUUAUCACCAUUUUGUUCAAUUUAAUCAUAUGACAUCUAGAUAGAUCCUUGUCAUUUGAUUGGCUGUUUGAUGUCAAUCAUUCUACAAUGGUGUUAUCUUUGUGAAAUUUUGGAUCCAUACAAUUUUUUCUAUUGCAAGAGCGCACUGAGACCGCAGGCACCACAAGUAAAAACUCUUUGUGUUCGCAGCAUGCGUCUUGUAUGUACACGACAGUCAACAGACCGAGCUUGCACUACAUAAGCUUACUUUGCAUCAAAAUCCAUGAAUUUCAAAUAAAAAGGGAUAUAUUUUUAGGUGUCAUAUAAAUAAAAUAAUGAAUGUUAUUUUCAUUUGAGCAAUGGACAGAAUACUUAAUUCAGUGAAAGAUGAAAUGAAUGAUCCAUUCAACUUGGCUACGCUUCAUUAAAUUGAUCAUUUCAUCUUUCACCUCAUGAAGUAUUCUGUCCAUUGCACUCAUAAACAUUCAUUUGUAUCCAAAGAUAACCCCCUCCCCAUGUCAAGUUGGCCCAUACAGUGAGUUCUGUAAGUUUCUUGUUUCACAAUAAUUUGUUGGUUAGGAUUAGAGACACAGGCCUACUUAAAAGUCAAGUCCACCCCAGAGAAAUGUUGAUUUGAAUAAAAAGAGAAAUAUUAAUCAAGCAUUAUGUUGAAAAUUUCAUCAAAAUCGGAUGUAAAAUAAGAAAGUUAUGACACUUUAAAGUUUUGCUUAUUUUUGACAAAAUAGUGAUAUGCACAACUCAAUUGAGAAAGUCGAUGAUGCCUCUCACUCACUAUUUCUUUUUUAUUGUUUGGAUUAUACAAUAUUUCAUUUUUUAUAGAUUUGACAAUAAGGACCAACUUGACUGAAACAUAUAGUAUUAACAAUGCUCAUUCCACAUGUUCAGGGAGGAAUUAAUCGUUGUUUCACUUGACAAUGAGGAGAAAAAUGGAAUAUUCCCCAUUUCAUAUAAUACAAAAGAAAUAGUGAGUGGAUGAUGUCAUCAGUCUCCUCAUUUGCAUACCCACCAGGAUGUGCAUAUAACUGUUUUGUAAAAUUAAGCAAAACUUUAAAAUGUCAUAACUUUCUUAUUUUACAUCUAAUUUUGAUGAAAUUUUUAGUGUUAUGCUUGUUAGAUUUUUCUCUUUUUAUUCAAAUCAACUUUUUUUUGGGGUGGACUUGUCCUUUAACCCUUUGAACACUGAAUUAUUAGGGGCGGUGGUGACCCAUACCCUGAAUUAUUUGCACAUAUCGACCACAUUGACAAAAUCCCAUGAUUCGAGACCCAACGGUAUCUUCCCCCGCUAGUACCCGGACCGAGCCGGCUGAAGUUGUUUACCUUCUCGUAGAACUAGUCUACAAACAGAAAUAUCAACUUUAGUGUCUGUUUUGGGCUCAAAAUCACUGUUUUCACCAAAGUCAGAUAUAUCAAUUGCUUCCUCAUAGUAAACACAUGACUCGCCGCGUAUUACACCAUGUAUUACCGCAGAAAAGUGGCAUAUUUGGGCCAUUUUUUAUGCUAAAUCCUUCCGAAAUCAUUGCAAAUCUUGACUGAAAUUAUCGACUAAAUAUUCCUACACGUACUAGAAAGAUGACGUCAUUUUAAAAGAUCACCUGACAUUUAGAAUCCAUGUUUUUGAAGUCACAUGGCCCUAUCCGGCCUAUCAGGUAUAUGCGCGUUUACUGAAUCCGGCCUAUCGGGUUCAAAGGGUUAAAUUUCAUAUUGGCUUAAUGUGGAUUUUUCAUAUUAGGAAUUAUUGCAGGAGCUUAGCUAUAUGUUGACAUUUAAUUCUCUUGUUGCCAGCACCUAAGCCUUGUUUCAGAAAUCUUAUGAUGAUAUUCUACCUUUAUAUAGCCCUUAAUACACUAAGAUGUUUUUAAAUGUUCUACAGAUAUAAAGGUACCCCCCCCUCCUUGUUACAGAUUUUUGCAUACCCACAAAUGAUCUUUGCACUUUCUCCACUCCCUGGUGAGCACUCCAUCAAGAGCGACCAAGCUUGAAAUACUAAAUUGGUUUUUGGUUCCUGCCGAGUAGUAUUUCACACCUGGGUGGAGAGUGUGUUUUAUUUUGCUUUUGUAUAAUAUAUUGAUGAUCAUCUACAAGCUCAGCUAAAAAAAAAGAUAUGUUAUUCCUAUCAUGUCAAACCAAUGUUUUGAAUCCUUUAUUUAACUCAUUUUGAUGUGAUUUUAAGAAUACACUCAAAUAUUGUAACAUAUUCAAAGAUUAUUAUAUUGUGAUAAAACAUUUAUUUUUUAAUGACAAAAGGUCAAAAGUUGAAAUAUACCUAGUAAAUCAUAUUUACACAUGCAGCACUUUUUGUAAAUCAAAGUAGGUGCCUUUCAAUAUUGCAAACUGGACACUUUUGAGCAAUUAAUAUUGUAACAAUUUAAUUUACAGGCAAGUGAUUUAUGAGUAAUAUUGCUAAAUAGAUUUAUGCAUAGAGUACACUGUAUUUUCAAAGUUUCCAGUUUUCAAUCAUAAUUAGUGAUAAUGGUUAAUUAUAUUUUAAUCAUCAUUACAUGUACAUUUGUAUGAGAUUAUCGGUAAAUAUGAAGUCACUAUUUGGAUGCAGCAUUAUCUUUAAAACUAUAAUUAUGUGUAUAUGAUAUUUUCUACUUAUUCUGCCAAGUUUUUUUUUUUUUUCAAAAAGGUUUAUGCUGCAUGCUAUUUUGUUGACCCCAUAGAAUCCUGUACUUGCCUUAUCAAAGAAGGAUUAUAUUAAUAUGGCAUCAAUUCCAGUAUUAAGUUUGAAUUCAUUGUUUCAUUGUCACUUUUUCAUCAUGCAUCUAUGAAGUUUUGUUCAUAUUUUAACCAAGAGUGUUAUCUUGAAGAACUAUUUUUAGACUAGAUAUUUAGUGUUCACUACCCUCCGCCCCUGAAACUUAAAGACCCUUAACAUAGGCAUGCUAAAGUGUGGACACAUGACCGACAAAAAUGUACCCUAUUCUUGCUGAUGAGAGAUGUUAUUUCAAUAAUAUGAAUUUAUUUCAGUACUUGUAGAUUUGAAUAGAUUUGUUGUGUUUUAAAAUAUGGUUGAUAUACUUUGUUUUUAUUUUAGCCUUUCUUCAGUCAGGAGUUCAAUAUUUUUUGUGUAUUGAGACUAAGGCAACCAAAGAAUGAUAAAUUACAACAUAAUUGAAAUCCCAUGUUUUCUUAAAUCUCUACUACAUAAAUCGAAACCAUGUCUUUGUGCAGUACAGGGGAAAAAAGCCCUUGUAAACAGUGGAAGGUAGUUUAAAUAUUUACUGUAUUAACUUUAUUCAUCCCUUUUUUUUGUCUCACCUGCAUAGCAGAGUGAGACUAUAGGCGCCGCUUUUCCGACGGCGGCGGCGGCGGCGGCGACGGCGGCGUCAACACCAAAUCUUAACCUGAGGUUAAGUUUUUGAAAUGACAGCAUAACUUAGAAAGUAUAUGGACCUAGUUCAUGAAACUUGGCCAUAAGGUUAAUCAAGUAUUACUGAACAUCCUGCCUGAGUUUCAUGUCACAUGACCAAGGUCAAAGGUCAUUUAGGGUCAAUGAACUUAGACCAUGUUGGGGGAAUCAACACCAAAUCUUAACCUGAGGUUAAGUUUUUGAAAUGACAGCAUAACUUAGAAAGUAUAUGGACCUAGUUCAUGAAACUUGGCCAUAAGGUUAAUCAAGUAUUACUGAACAUCCUGCCUGAGUUUCAUGUCACAUGACCAAGGUCAAAGGUCAUUUAGGGUCAAUGAACUUAGACCAUGUUGGGGGAAUCAACACCAAAUCUUAACCUGAGGUUAAGUUUUUGAAAUGACAGCAUAACUUAGAAAGUAUAUGGACCUAGUUCAUGAAACUUGGCCAUAAGGUUAAUCAAGUAUUACUGAACAUCCUGCCUGAGUUUCAUGUCACAUGACCAAGGUCAAAGGUCAUUUAGGGUCAAUGAACUUUGGCCGAAUUGGGGGUAUCUGUUGAAUUACCAUCAUAACAUAAUAGUAAUCAAGUAUUACUGAACAUCCUGUGCAAGUUUCAGGUCACAUGAUCAAGGUCAAAGGUCAUGUAAGGUCAAAGAACUUUGGCCACGUUGGGGGUAUUUGUUGAAUUGCCAUCAUAUCUCUAUAAGUGUAUUGGUCUAAUUCAUAAAACGUGGAAAUACGAGUAACCAAGUAUCACUGAACAUCUUGUGCGAGUUAUAGUAGUUUUCAAAAUCAGCACUGCUGCUAUAUUGAAUCGCGUGAUGCAGGUGAGACGGCCAGAGGCAUUCCACUUGUUUUCUAUGCUGUCUCUCUGCAUCUUUAGAUUUUAAUUCUUUCACUGUAGCCCACUCUCCACAUCUUACUCCUAUUAAGUGGUGUUUCAGAGAAGAUUCAUUAUAGAUUUGAUGGUUGAUCCAUCCAAAUAUAUAUUUUGAAAUGUGUAAAUACAAAUAUGUAAUUUUUUUUUUCUUCACACUUCAGAAAUAUUGAAAUUAUGCCAGACACAUGUUAAUAUCUAUAUUGAAAUUAUGCCAGACACAUGUUAAUAUCUACUAUGUAUUUAAUUUCAUUAUCAAACAUAUCAACAUAGAGCUUUUAUUUACAUUUGUUUGCAUAAUCACUUUACACAUGUGUAACCUUUAUCCCAACAUAUACAUUUUGUUACAGGAGCAAGAUUUAGCUUUCAACGGCAUGUAUGCACAUUCUUUAGCCUUUUUGUCUAUAAUUUUGCUGAUAAAUGAUUACUUCAUAUGUAUAUAAAUUGAAAUUAAAUAAUAUCAACAAUUUA
Messenger RNA from Lytechinus pictus (painted urchin), 6881 nucleotides. RefSeq names its product F-box only protein 9-like. NCBI's taxonomy places the organism in Eukaryota, Metazoa, Echinodermata, Echinoidea, Temnopleuroida, Toxopneustidae. The record is from RefSeq and is a predicted model, not a curated record. Gene Ontology annotation, molecular function: protein binding. Gene Ontology annotation, cellular component: cytoplasm; SCF ubiquitin ligase complex. The transcript is spliced from 12 exons. The coding region runs from base 188 to 1738 and encodes 516 amino acids. Gene Ontology annotation, biological process: SCF-dependent proteasomal ubiquitin-dependent protein catabolic process.